Babesia ovata is the source of this 2592-nucleotide messenger RNA. Its product is annotated as B-box zinc finger domain-containing protein. The transcript has 5 exons. The record is from RefSeq and is a predicted model, not a curated record. Bases 1 to 2592 code for a protein of 863 amino acids. NCBI's taxonomy places the organism in Eukaryota, Apicomplexa, Aconoidasida, Piroplasmida, Babesiidae. Gene Ontology annotation, molecular function: zinc ion binding.
AUGGCGGAAACGGCACGUAGCACGGCGGGCGGUGUGCCGUUCGAGCCCAAGCUCCUGGAGGAUAUGCAUGAGCUGACGUACCUGGAGUACCUCCUGCAGCUGGCGUUCCACACCGCAGACCUGCACGUCACCAAGGCGUUCAUGCUCGCCACUCCAGAUGACGCAGAACGGUUCAGGAGCAACUCGGAGGAGCACUACCACGGGUCCAUCCUCCCGGUCUGGGUGGAUAUGAACCGCAUGGAGCCUCCGCAGUCGUUCGAUGACUGCGCCAAGCGCGGCACAAUGCCAGUAGACGUGACCCAGCAGCUGUUCGAGACCGGUACCAUAUCACCGCCGCUAGGCUUCCAGGGCAACCCAACUGGCUCGUACCGCAUGCUGCUCUUCCGCAUAGCCGUGGGUCGCACGAUGUCGCACACUCCAGAGGCUGGGGACCACGAUGCGUUCCUGAAGCGCAAGAUACCGGCUGGGUACGACUCCCUAGAGCUGUGCACCAACACCGAGCCUGCGUUCUACAACGCCCUUUAUCGCAUAAGCUCCGAGCGGCAGGCUAUGUUGUGCGCUGCCGUGGAGUUCGAAUUUACUCCAGUCAAAAUCGAGGUGCCAGAGCCCGUCUGCGAGAUGUGUGAAUCCGCAGCGGCCCAGUGGUACUGCCACUCGGACAAGGCGCACUUCUGUAACGCCUGCGACGCCAAGCAGCACUCGGUUACGCCCAUAUUUGCACGCCACGUACGCGUGGCGACUUCCAAGUCGCCAGUGCAAUUCGGGCUGUGCGAGUCGCACCCAUCCGAGGUCAUCGACGUGGUCUGCCUACAGUGCAACCGCGCCCUCUGCAGCCACUGCAUACUCUUCGACACGCACUCUGACCCGUCCUUCUUCGACCACCCGCUGAUGUCAACGCUCGACGCUUACGAGUGCGCCAUGCACAAGACCUCCGAAAGCGACGUCACCCUGAAGCGGCGCAUGGAAACCAUCAUGGGGCGUAUCCGGAACCGCCACGACCUGCUGUCGCAGAUCUACGCGAAUUUUAAUAACAUCCGCGAGAAAAUCGACAACGCCACCUCGAUGCUGCUGGAGCAGCUGGACGGCAUGCGCACCCGCAAGCUCCAGUACCUGAAGGCCAUCCGGCGCGAGGCCGAGACCGAGCUCCUCGUCAUGGAUUGGCUGGAGUCGUCAAUGGCGCACCUGUUGCUGUCGCUGAACCACGCCGACUUCAUCACGAACCGGAAGAAGUACGACCUGCUGGUCGACAAGAUGUUCGGCGCCGACUGCAGGGUCAGCGUGGCCAACCUCCCGUUCUGGAUGAUGCAGCGCCUGGUGCUCGUCGGCGGCACCGAAUUGAGGCGCAUGCCGCUGCAGCAGGGGAUCGGUAGCGGCAUGACCGCAAAUGCGGAUGCGUCCGCCGCCGCCGUUGCGGGCGAUUUCACCCGCACCAACCUUUUCGAGGACCUCGGGGAAAGCAUAAGCCACGUACAGGGCGAACGCGUCAGUUUGAAAAGCAAGAUAGAAUCAAUUCUCAAAAACGAGCCCAUGGAGCUGACCGGGGUGCCUCGAAGCGGGGUUGUGGGCACGUCAUCAGACCCAGGGUUCGUUGAUGAGGCUACUAUGGACGCCGGCAGUUCUCCGACGGCUCCAGUGCCCGAACCACAGCCAUCACAACUGGUGCUGGCCGUGCAGGACCACGUCCUGGAGCCGGUGUGGACGUUGCUCUCCGAGGGGGGAAUGGCGACGCUGCUGCAUUUCAUUCGCGCGGUACGCAUCCCGGAGAAGAACCACGUAAUCCGGCAUAUCGCAACACUGGCCAACUAUUUCGAAGAAAUGGACACGCUGGUCACUAACGCGUGCGAGUUCGAGAUACAGGACCUCAGCCAAAGCAGCCUCUGCAUGCUGAUGCGCAGCUCGAGCUGCAUCAGUGAGAUUCUGAACUUCAUAUUCCUGCACGAGCGCUACGGCUGCGAGGAAUCGAUCGAGUGGAUAAAGCUAUACUGCGACUGUCUCCAUGCAUUCAUUUCAAACAACGCCGACGCGAGACACGCGGCUGAGGAGGCAACGUCCCACAUCGUCAACAAGCUCGUGCAGUCGUCCGACGUCGCCACGAUGCCGUCAACGCUGCGUUUUAUGAUUUACUUCUUUGCGGAGUUGGCAGCGGAUCGCGCCGCAAGUUUAUGUGUCGACAUGCUCUUUGGCGUGCUCUUCUCGGCGCACGUGGCACGGAACGUGAGGGGGCUCGACCGCGGAGCGCUGACGGAGGUCUCGUUCCUGAUGGGACGCGUCGGCAUCGCGUGCUGGGAUGCGGUGGAGACGAACUCGCUCGAGUUCUGCCUCGCCGCCCGCCUCAAGGUCUGGAUGCAGGGGCUCCUAAGGCGCCCUCGGCUGAAGUCCAGCAUCCACACGAGGCCGACCUCAGUCCCAACGGAAUCACUGCUCUACGUCCUGACUGCCCUGGACAAGAUGGCAAUGGAGAUAAACUCCGGCACCUGCGACCUGCCCAUCGACCAGGUGAACGAGUUGACUGCACGCUACAACUUCAUCCCGCUCUUCGAGAUUGCCGGGAGGUGGGCACGUACUGCGCGUGACGACAGGACCGGCUGGUAG